This is a messenger RNA of Juglans regia (Persian walnut), 1013 nucleotides long. RefSeq lists its product as uncharacterized. Lineage: Eukaryota; Viridiplantae; Streptophyta; Magnoliopsida; Fagales; Juglandaceae. The record is from RefSeq and is a predicted model, not a curated record. The coding region runs from base 48 to 665 and encodes 205 amino acids. The transcript has 2 exons.
CCUUUCAAUUAUCCAUCGCCCAACACGUCUUCCAACGGAUAACCCCAAUGGCCUCCACCCAAAUUCUCUCACCCACCUCCACCUCCACCUCCACCUCCACCUCCACCGCCAUCACCACCGCCAUCUCUCUGACACCUCAUUACCUCCACUCCUUCUCCAAAUUACCCUUCCCUGGCUUCGCUUCCAAAAACUACAGACCAAUAACCAAACUCCACGUCACCUCCCCUACCAACCAGCCCAGCGUAACCGCCGCCACCACCUCCAAAAAGCCCACCGAGGAAACCAUCUUCUUCGACGGAGGAGCCCACUACGGUGACCUUUUAGCCAACCUUCUUCUGGGUUUCACUCUGCUAUGGCUACCUUUGACUCUUGCAGCGGUUUCAAGGGCCUUUUUUUUGAGGUACAGGUUCACCAACCUGCGGGUGACGGUUAUUUCGGGGUUGACGGGUCAGGAUCGGAGUGAUUUCUCGUACACUGUGAUAAAGGAUGUUCAGGUGGUGCCGCGCUUCAUCGGUGAGUGGGGUGACAUUGUCAUUACUCUAAAGGAUGGUACCAAGGUGGACCUCAGGAGCGUGCCUAAGUUCAGAGAGAUUGCCAAGUAUUGCCUCGCCAUGGCCGAGAAGCCUGUUGAUUUGAAGGAAAGAGGGAAGCCUAAAGGGUUUUAGAGAGUUUUGGUUCGGUUUAGUGGACAUGGCCGGUUCAUUCGUGGGGGAGUUAUCUCUGGCCUUUGAGACAACAGAUAGAAGAACUCCAAAUGACAAAAGUGUGACAGUCUGUGAAAUUGCGUGGAUGUGAUGCGAGCGCAUUGUGCGGACGUGGCUCUCCCAUCAACGUACAUUAGAUCCAUCUGGAGCUCCAUCAUGCUAGACAGAUGGAUAUUAUUGCAUAGGCGAUGACUUCUUGUUUUUCUCUUCUUUUUUUUUUUUUUUAAGGAAAAAAAAAAUGAGUUGUGAAUUUUUUCUAUAACAAGGAUGGAUUAUAAUAUAUUUACCCACCAACUUCUAAUUUCUAAA